This is a messenger RNA of Moneuplotes crassus, 759 nucleotides long. The record is from the annotation of a GenBank genome assembly. NCBI's taxonomy places the organism in Eukaryota, Ciliophora, Spirotrichea, Euplotida, Euplotidae.
AUGGAAAACCAAUUCCACAACUUCACUCAAGCGUUACUGAAGGAUCAGCAAGGUUACAUCUUCAGUGACUCGUCCUGGAUUUACCCGGACAACGUGUUCGCGUCAGCUUGGCUCGAAAAUAAGAAUGACCAGCUCAUAGCUCCAAACUCAAAAUAUUUUGACUUGCCUGAGAAUGCUGCAUACUGGUGAGGGAUAAAAACACAUAAUGAAGAGACUAAUUUUACUCAUAAAGAGUUGGAAAAUAUCCCCGCAUCGUUAUGAACCAAGAGUAGAGAGGCUACUUCUGAGUUUCAUCUGACCUCUUCUGUGCCUCAUAGCUUGAAGAGAGGAGAUAUCAAGUGCAGAGACUCUCUGAGGUUCCUCAGAAAAUUCUUCCUCAACCUCUACAAGACCCAUAAUAAGCCAAUUAUUAGGAAGAGGUAUGUUAACUGUAGUUCCCAAGAAAUUACAGAGAGUGUAACUUCGACUCUUGCUACAAUGAUCCCUACCUCUCUAGUCACGAAAGAUUUGGUGAACUACACCAAAGGAAUUCUUAACUUAAGGAAUCCUAGGAAACUCAAGUGUCGUCUCCAAAUCAAGCACGAAGUGCUUGAUUUCUUGCAGACAGUUCGGAGCUUCUCCAUGCCUAAGUUCAGGAAGUCCAUGGAGUCAGUAAGCCUGCAAACUUUGGUCAGAUGCUUGGCUGAUCACUCAGAAGAUCCAAGGGCUAAAAAUCUUCACCAUUAUUUCAGCGUGGACAAGAAUUAAUUCAUAAUUAAA